GCUCUGGAGGUGGCUUGUACAAGAGACGGCAUAUCCGCACAUUGGUGCGUAGCCCGAAACGUCAACCCUUAUUGUUCCUCGAUAUUUGCAGCGCCUUGGGCCCAAGAAAACCUGAACCAUGCCCUCAUCACAGGAUCUCCGCCGAGCAGCCCGACUCCAUGGUGUGUUUCGAGACAUGAUCUCUGGAAAGCGCACUGUCUGCAGUCCCCAGGAUGCACAGCUCUUCCUCGAGGCCGUUCGGUGCCAGUCGUCACCGAGCCAAUGCGUUGAGCUUCUUGUGUCUAGCUCUUCAGGCAUGGCUGCCAUGAGAGAUGCGGUCAGGGCAGAUCUGUCCCCACAGUUCAUCUUGUCCCAUAUCCUCCCCUUUUUACGUUAUCUUGCAGACCCGAGAGUCAAGGCACUUGUCGACGGACAACUUCUCGAGCAGACGAUUCUAGUGGUUUCUCACCCGCCAACCGUCCUGAAUGCCCUCACCAACCUGUUUACCUCGCGCCAACUUCCAGACCACAGCCUCUACCCUUUUGCUUGGCUCGUUCUCGAGCUCCUUUCGCUUCGCCCGGAGGCCCAUGUGGAUGUUGCAAGUCUCGUCAAGGCCGCCUCAGACGAUCAGCAGCUCCUCAAAGCCCAAGAUCACGCAACUCGAGAGCUAGGAUAUAAGAUCCAGAAAGUCGUUCUGAUUCGGUCCUCCCCAGGCGGGAGCGAUGAGCCCGGUGGCCCUGGCGGACGUCAUGACAACGAUUUCGCUGACUUCCGCCGAAUCCGCAUCUAUCCGACCAGUGAUGAGUUCCUGUCAACCCAGUUGCCCUACUACCGGACAGCCAGUGAGAUCCUCGACACCGAAGUGGACAAGCGGCCGCGCGCCCAUCUCGACAACCAGUUCCGUCUUCUCAGAGAAGACAUGCUGGCCGAGCUUCGCGAAGACAUUCAGGUUGCCACUGGUAAAAAGAAGGGGAAGCAGACUGCGCUGAGUCUGGGCCAAUUCGUUCCAACCGGCAUCGACAUUGGGAACGACACGGCAGGCCGGUACAAGCGGUGCGCCUUGCUGCUGGGAUGUUAUGCAGGCCUCAACUUCUUCGAGAAGAUGGAUCCGACUGCCCGGAAAAAGUUGCUGAGGGAUCAACCAAGCUUCCUGAGGCACCAAACGUUCGGGGUCAUGCGCCGCGGAAAUGAACUCCUCGGGUUUGCAUUUGUCGAUCGAGACGUCGACAAGCUAGCCCAGUGGCCUCCCGUCGUUUCGCUCCAGUUUGCCGAUGACAAUGGACUUCGACGAACCCUUCUUGCACUGAGCCUCCCAGGCCGUGAAUCCGUGCAAUUCGUCUUGGUCGACACCCCCGUCUUUGCCUACGAGCCGGUCCUCCGCGGGCUGCAACGCAUCGCUGACGUGCCAUUGCUCGACCUUCUUGUCUAUCCGCCCUCCGUUGCCGAUUCUGGGUUUGAAGUACCGCGGAAACUGGUCCCGCUUGUGUCCAAACUGGAGAGCAGUGCGGAAAGCUUGGGUCCUACUGGUGUUGUUCGACUGGUGACGCCCACUGGCAAGAUCGAGAUCGACGACUCUCAGCUUGCCGCUCUACUCCUGGCCCUGAAGAGUCCAGUGAGUCUGAUCCAGGGCCCCCCAGGGACUGGCAAGUCCUUCAUCGGCGCACAAAUCGCCCGCUGCAUGUUCGAGGCCGAUCUCCGGAUUCUUGUCUUGAGCUACACGAACCAUGCGCUGGAUCAAUUUAUGGGGGAGGAUCUCUUAGAAGCUGGGAUUCCUGCCGCGUCCAUGGUCCGCCUCGGGUCUUGGAGCAAGUGUACUCCCCAAACGGCGCCCAUGCUGCUGUCAGCACAAAACUGCCAACAUCGUCGCUCCCUGCAUGCUUGGCAGAUCAUCGACGCCUUGAAGCAGGAAGCUGCAUGUGCAGGAUCUCAGCUCGGGGAGGCCUCACAAGCCUUUAUCGACUUCUCCCCCGCUUGGGACGAAAUCUCCGAGUAUUUGGAGUUCACCGAAGGUGGUCAUGCGUUCCUUGAGGCGCUCCGCGUCCCUACCGACAGCCGUGGCCCGGGAUGGAAUCGGGCUGGGAAAGCAGGCAAGAAGGUUCGCACAGAAUAUCUUUACCAGCAAUGGAUCAAGGGUGAUGGCCCGGGGCAGUUCGCCAAAGAACUUCCUGCCACCGCAAAGCCCGUUUGGGACAUGGCACGCGCCGUCCGAUGCGAGCAUCACCAAAAUUGGAUGACCGCUCUUAUUGAGGAACACCUUCAGAGCAUCGAGGACCUCAGCCGUCAGUACAACCAAACCCAGGAGAAGAUCGAAGCCCAAUUCAGUGACAGAGAUGCCAGCAUAUUAGCCCAAAAGAAAAUCAUCGGGUGCACCACGACAGCAGCAGCCAAAUACGACAGCCUAAUCCGAGCAGCCAACCCAGAUGUCAUCCUGAUUGAGGAGGCGGGAGAGAUUCUCGAAAGCCACGUGUUGACGGCGCUUGCAGGAUCCGUCAAACAACUUGUCUUGAUCGGGGACCACAAACAACUCCGGCCCAGGAUCAACAAUUAUGCCCUGUCCGUCGAAAAAGGGGAUGGUUUCGACCUCAACCGCUCCCUCUUUGAACGCCUCAUUAUGCAGGGAGCGCCCCACGCAACCCUGCACAAGCAACACAGAAUGGUGCCCGGUAUUUCGGUUUUUCCGCGCGAGCUUACAUACCCCAAUCUGCUUGACGGGCCCAACACCAGCGGCAGACCCAGAAUCGCCGGCCUUCAGGACCGUGUCAUCUUCCUAAACCAUGGGAAGCAAGAGAACUCGGACAAACAGCUCCCAGACCGACGCGACCCCGCAAUGAAGGAGAGCAAGAGGAAUCUGUUCGAGGCGCAGAUGGUGCUGCGCUGCGUGAAGUACCUUGGCCAGCAAGGAUACGCUUCUGACCGCAUCGUCGUUUUGACCCCGUACCUGGGUCAGCUCCGGCUCUUGCGAGAUCUCUUCUCCAAAAACCAACACGACCCUGCCUUGAGUGAGAUGGACAAGAAUGAGUUGAUCAGGGCCGGCUUGGUGAGCGAAGCGGCAGCAAAGCUUGACAAGAAGCCUCUCCGUAUCUCUACCAUAGACAACUACCAGGGCGAGGAGAGCGACAUCGUGAUUGCCUCGCUCACGCGCAGCAACAAGUCUGGUGACAUAGGGUUCAUGUCCGCCCCGGAGCGGCUCAAUGUCCUCAUCACACGUGCACGCAAUUGCAUCGUGCUGAUUGGCAACAUGGACACCUUCAUGAGGAGCAAGAAGGGGGAGACGACUUGGCAUCCAUUCUUCGACCUACUUAAGGCUCGAGGACACCUUUAUGAUGGUCUCCCUGUCGUCUGCGGCAAGCAUCCGGAGAAGACCGCAUUGCUCAAGGAGCCGAUGGCAUUCGACAAGUUUUGUCCUGACGGGGGCUGUACUGGGCCAUGUGACGCGCCCCUAAAAUGCGGCAUCCACAAGUGCAAAUCACGCUGCCACCGCGUCGUGGACCACUCCCGCACGGAAUGCGACCUACUGGUCGAGAAGGUAUGCGAGAGACAGCACAAGACCAGGGUCAGUUGCAGCAAAGAAAAAGACGGCUGCCACAAGUGUAUCCAGGAGGACAAGGAGAUGGAGCGCAGGGCAAAGAGAGAUCUGCAGCUCGAAGAGGACCGCCGCCAGCGCGAGGAGGCAUACAUGCGCCAACUCAAGGAGAUCCAGGAUGAGCUUGAGCAUCAGCGACGCAUUAACAAGUACGAAGCCGAGGAGGAGCUGCGGAAGCAGACCCUCGAGCAGCAUCACUCCGAGCUGAUUGCCUUGAAAGAUGCGGAGCAGAGACUUCGGCAUCAGAACAAACUUAAAGCAGAGGCUGCAGGCAAAGCCGCCAAAUCUAAGUCAACGGCGCGGACUAACAAAUACCUGACCCCUUCGUCGUCCAAGGAGGGCGACAGGUCCAGCGGAGCACAGGCGGAAUGGGACUUCCUGAAGCAGUUCGAGGGUGCAAAGAGCAAGACAGUAGAUGACUUGAUGGAGAUGAUCGGACUUGAGAAGGUCAAGGAGGAGUUCCUCGCCGUCAAGUCCAAGGUCGACACUGCGUUGCGGCAGGGGAUAUCCAUGGCCUCGGAGCGGUUCAGCUGCUCCAUGUUGGGAAAUCCCGGCACCGGGAAAACCACGGUGGCCCGUCUCUACGCCCAGUUUCUCACUGAGCUCUGCGUGAUUCCUGGCUCAUGCUUCAAGGAGAAUACCGGAGCAGGACUGGCCGACCUGGGCGUCGCCGGGUGCAAGAAGCUGAUCGACGAAAUAUUGAAUGAGGGAGGCGGCGUUCUCUUCAUUGAUGAGGCUUAUCAACUAACCUCGGGUAACAACGCGGGCGGCGGAGCUGUCCUCGACUAUAUCCUUGCCGAGGUGGAGAAUCUCAGGGGCAGAGUGGUGUUUGUCCUGGCCGGAUACAACAAGCAGAUGGAGAGCUUCUUUGCCCACAACCCCGGCCUUCCCAGCCGCUUCCCUGUCGAGAUGACAUUUGCCGACUAUACAGACGACGAGCUGCUCAGAAUACUCGAGCUCAAGAUCAACAAGAAGUACAACCAUGCCAUGGAGUGCGAAGACGGGUUGAGUGGGCUGUAUUGUCGAAUUGUCUCGAGAAGGAUUGGUCGCGGACGCGGGAAAGAAGGUUUUGGCAAUGCCCGCGCAGUUGAGAACGCCUUGGACAGAAUGUCACGAAGGCAAGCGGACCGGCUCCGACGCGAGCGCAAGAGGGGGAUCAACCCUAACAAUCUCUUCUUCACUAAAGAGGACCUCAUUGGACCCGGGCCCGGGGAGGCUCUCGCCAAGUGCGGGGCCUGGAAGAAACUUCAGGGUUUGUGCGGGCUUGCGGCAGUCAAGCAAGCGGUCCGGUCCCUCGUCGACACCAUCCAGCAGAACUACCUCCGAGAACUCGACGAGCAGCCUCCCAUCCAGUACUCGCUAAACAAGGUCUUCCUUGGGAGUCCUGGUACAGGGAAGACCACCGUGGCGAAGCUCUAUGGGGAGAUACUCGGAACUCUUGGAUUACUGUCCAAGGGCGAAGUUGUGGUCAAGAAUCCCUCUGACUUCGUCGGCGCUCAUCUUGGACAGUCAGAACAGCAGACCAAAGGCAUUCUGGCCGCCACCAUUGGCAAAGUCCUCGUCAUUGACGAAGCCUACGGUCUCUACAGCGGCGGUGGCUCAGAGGGCGGCGCGACCUCGGACCCUUACAAAACGGCCGUCAUCGACACCAUUGUGGCAGAGGUGCAAAGCGUGCCAGGUGACGAUCGCUGCGUCCUCCUCCUGGGAUACAAAGACCAGAUGGAAGAGAUGUUCCAGAACGUCAACCCCGGACUGAGCCGACGGUUCCCCAUUGCGUCUGGCUUCUACUUCGUGGACUUUACCGACGAGGAGCUGCGCACGAUCUUCGAUAUGAAAAUCAAGCAGCAGGGAUACCAGGUUACCGAUCAAGCCGCCAACGUUGCCAUGGAGAUGCUGAAGCGAGCGCGAAACAGACCCAGCUUUGGCAACGCAGGGGAAAUCGACAUCAUCCUCGAUGCCACCAAAGCCCGUCACCAGACACGCUUCUCCAAGGGACAAGCCAAAUCGGCCACAUUCCUAGAAGCCCGAGACUUUGACGAAGAUUUUGACCGUGAUGAGAGGGCCGAAACCAACGUCCGCAAGCUGUUUGAGGGAACUGUUGGGUCGGAGCAGAUUGUGUCGUUGCUCGAGGGAUACCAGGACACUGUCCGGACGAUGAAGGUGCUGAACAUGGACCCCAAGGAAAACAUCCCCUUCAAUUUUCUGUUUCGAGGUCCGCCCGGGACAGGAAAGACAAUGACAGCAAGGAAGAUGGGCAAGGUCUUUUACGACAUGGGUUUUCUCGCCUCUGCUGAGGUGGUCGAGUGUUCGGCCACGGACCUCAUCGGCCAGUAUGUAGGACAGACGGGCCCCAAGGUGCAGCAGCUCCUCGACAAAGCCCUUGGCAGGGUCCUGUUUCUCGACGAAGCGUACCGUCUGGCCGAGGGGCAUUUUGCCAAGGAAGCCAUGGACGAGAUUGUCGACUCAGUCACCAAGGACCGCUACUUCAAGAAGCUGGUGAUUAUUUUGGCCGGGUACGAGAAAGACAUCAACCGGCUCAUGUCUGUCAACGCGGGCUUGACCUCUAGAUUUCCCGAGGUCCUGGACUUCCGGCCCUUGUCGGCCGAGGGCUGUGUAACGCUUAUGCUGCAGCUGCUGCAGAAGCAGAAGAACUCGCUAAGAGCCAAGAGCAACAAGGACCUUGACCUGUCUUGCCUGGAGACGCCUGCCGAAGGAUUCAAGCAGGAUUUGCUGCUGAAAUUCGCAAAACUCGCCGGGCAACACAACUGGGCCAGCGCGCGGGAUGUCCAAGCCCUGGCGAGGGGGGUCUUCAACAAGAUGCUCCGCGACAAAGAUGGCCUCGCCAAGGGUUGUCUCUCUCUGACCGAGGGUAUCGUCACCGCCGAACUCGCCGCCAUGCUCAAAGAACGCGCCUUGCGUUCCACCACCAACGCCUCUCAACCUUCGGCCUUCCGCGACAUCCUCCCGCAGCAGUUUCCCUUUGGCCUCUCCAACCCUCCUCAGCUCUCAACCCAGCCCUCCACAUCCCAAGCCCAGCCUACCCAGCCUGACACUGAACCAGACAAGCAAGAUUCUCCCUCCAAUGGCGACAACACCAAGGCCCCGAAUGCCCUCAGAACCGUCAUCCGGCCCAAAACACAGACACCCAUCAACACCAACAGCAGCCACCCGAUACGCGACGCAGGCGUAAGUGACGAGGUUUGGACCCAGCUCCAGCUCGACCGCCAGGCCCAAGACGAGCGCGAGGCAGAGUAUCAGCGCCUCAAACAAGCUGCCAAGCAAGCCACGAACGAGGCGAGAGAGAGGAUUGUCGCACGAUUGCUUGAAGAGGAGGGGCGCCGGCGAAUGGAAGAGGAGGCGAGGCGGAGGUUGGAGGAGAUGGGUGUUUGCCCUAUGGGGUAUGCAUGGAUUCGGCAAGCAGGCGGGUGGAGGUGCGCUGGGGGUUCGCAUUGGAUGGAGGAAGCGGAUUUGGGCCUCUGAGCGUCAUGUAUCUCUGCGCAUGGACGAAGGGAACCAUAUGAAGAAACCGACGAAAUGCCAUGGCUGUGAACGAGUUGGUUCAACUCCAGUUGAUGGCUGGGCUCGAGAUCAGUUAACAUUUCGUGGCCCUCGCUUCUCUCUGCUGAAUGGAGUACAUCUGGACUUGUGAUACUCCCAGAUCUACCUAGGUACAUUCGCUACAGGAACUGGAUCCCGUCGGGAACCUCGAUAUUUACCCAAUCACUUCAGGGUAGCCCCGUCCAUCGGCAGGUGUCUCGAGCAUGGCACGAGAUGGUUCAGCCUUGGCUUGAGAAUGUCUCUCCGGUCCACAUCUCCAUGCCGUGGCGGG
This is a messenger RNA of Parathielavia appendiculata, 7391 nucleotides long. RefSeq names its product P-loop containing nucleoside triphosphate hydrolase protein. The coding region runs from base 119 to 7042 and encodes 2307 amino acids. Lineage: Eukaryota; Fungi; Ascomycota; Sordariomycetes; Sordariales; Chaetomiaceae. Gene Ontology annotation, molecular function: ATP binding; ATP hydrolysis activity; helicase activity. The transcript is spliced from 7 exons. The record is from RefSeq and is a predicted model, not a curated record.